AUGACAACCGAACAAGAACUACCUAGAUCUCUCAACAAUGUCAAACACGUAAUUUUAAUCUUAUCUGGGAAAGGUGGAGUAGGAAAAUCUUCAGUAACAACUCAAACAGCGUUAACAUUGGUUAAUAAGGGAUAUAAUGUGGGAGUGCUAGAUAUUGAUUUAACCGGACCUUCGUUGCCUAGAAUGUUUGGAGUGGAGACAAAACAAGUACAUCAAUCCACGCAAGGCUGGAUUCCUGUGCAAGUAUACGAUAAAAAGAAAACUACCAGUGGAGGUUCAUUAAAACUAAUGUCUUUAGGUUUUUUGAUUGGUGACAGAGGUAAUUCAGUCGUUUGGAGAGGUCCCAAAAAGACAGCAAUGAUUAAGCAAUUUUUAAAAGAUGUAGUAUGGAGCACAAACGAGCCAUUAGAUUAUUUAUUAAUAGACACACCACCGGGGACAUCUGAUGAACACAUUGCCAUAGCAGAAGAAUUAAGAUAUGUCCCUCAAUUAGAUGGAGCAAUAAUUGUCACAACUCCACAAUUAGUGGCUACUUCUGAUGUUAAAAAGGAGAUCAAUUUUUGUCAUAAAGUGAAUUUCAAGAUAUUGGGAAUAGUCGAAAAUAUGUCUGGUUUCAUAUGUCCACAUUGUUCAGAAUGUACCAAUAUAUUCUCAAGUGGUGGAGGUCUAAAUUUGGCUAAUCAAUUAGGUUUGAAUUACUUAGGAAAUUUGCCGAUAGACCCAAACUUUGUGGAGUUGAUUGAAUUGCAAAAUAAUGAGCAAGAUGAUAAGACAUUAAUCAAAUUGUACGACAAAUCUGAACUAAAGCCAAUAAUGAAUGACAUAAUAGAUAAAGUGCUAACUUUGGAUCAUGCUCCACGAACAAUAUCGUAA
Lodderomyces pseudojiufengensis is the source of this 873-nucleotide messenger RNA. Its product is annotated as iron-sulfur cluster assembly protein. Gene Ontology annotation, biological process: iron-sulfur cluster assembly. Bases 1 to 873 code for a protein of 290 amino acids. Lineage: Eukaryota; Fungi; Ascomycota; Pichiomycetes; Serinales; Debaryomycetaceae. The transcript has a single exon. The record is from RefSeq and is a predicted model, not a curated record. Gene Ontology annotation, molecular function: 4 iron, 4 sulfur cluster binding; ATP-dependent FeS chaperone activity; ATP binding. Gene Ontology annotation, cellular component: cytosol.